AUGGAGCCCUUGAAGAACCUCUUCCUCAAGAGCCCGCUGGGUUCAUGGAAGGCUUACGCCAACCCUGUGUGGACAGCCUUGUUUGACUACGAGCCCAAUGGGCAGGACGAGCUGGCCCUGCGGAAGGGUGACCGUGUGGAGGUGCUGUCCCGGGAUGCAGCUAUCUCCGGCGACGAGGGCUGGUGGGCGGGCCAGGUAGGCGGCCAGGUAGGCAUCUUUCCGUCCAACUAUGUGUCUCGGGGCGGCCCGCCCCCCUGUGAGGUGGCCAGCUUCCAGGAGCUGCGGCUAGAGGAGGUGAUCGGCAUUGGUGGCUUCGGCAAGGUGUACCGUGGGAGCUGGCGAGGGGAGCUGGUGGCUGUGAAGGCAGCUCGACAGGACCCCGACGAGGACAUCAGUGUGACGGCUGAGAGUGUGCGCCAGGAGGCCCGGCUUUUCGCCAUGCUGGCACACCCCAACAUCAUCGCCCUCAAGGCGGUGUGCCUGGAGGAGCCCAACCUGUGCCUGGUGAUGGAGUACGCAGCUGGUGGUCCCCUCAGCCGUGCCCUGGCUGGGCGGCGUGUACCCCCCCACGUGCUGGUCAACUGGGCUGUGCAGAUCGCCCGUGGGAUGCACUACCUGCAUUGUGAGGCCCUGGUGCCCGUCAUCCACCGAGACCUCAAGUCCAACAACAUUCUGCUGCUGCAGCCCAUUGAGGGUGACGACAUGGAGCACAAGACCCUGAAGAUCACUGACUUCGGCCUGGCCCGCGAGUGGCACAAAACCACACAAAUGAGUGCCGCCGGCACCUAUGCCUGGAUGGCACCCGAGGUCAUCAAGGCUUCCACCUUCUCCAAGGGCAGCGAUGUCUGGAGCUUUGGGGUGCUGUUGUGGGAAUUGCUGACUGGAGAGGUGCCCUACCGUGGCAUCGACUGCCUUGCUGUAGCCUACGGAGUGGCUGUUAACAAGCUCACACUGCCCAUCCCAUCCACCUGCCCCGAGCCCUUCGCACAGCUCAUGGCCGAUUGUUGGGCGCAGGACCCCCACCGCAGGCCCGACUUCGCCUCCAUCCUGCAGCAGCUGGAGGCGCUGGAGGCCCAGGUCCUGCGGGAAAUGCCGCGGGACUCCUUCCAUUCCAUGCAGGAAGGCUGGAAGCGUGAGAUCCAAGGCCUUUUCGAUGAGCUGCGGGCGAAGGAAAAGGAACUACUGAGCCGCGAGGAGGAGCUGACCCGCGCGGCGCGUGAGCAGCGCUCCCAGGCCGAGCAGCUGCGGCGGCGCGAACCUGGCCCCAGCCACAUCCCCAUCGUGCCAGGCCCGGUCCCCGCGCUGCCUACGAGCCGGCCCAGGGCCCCUGCAGGUUGGGAUCUUGGCUCUCCUUCACCACGAACUGGCCCUGCUUCCUUCCCAAACCCAGACUUCAAACACCGAAUCACUGUGCAGGCCUCGCCCGGCCUGGACCGGAGGAGAAACGUGUUCGAGGUCGGAGCUGGGGACUCGCCCACCUUUCCCCGGUUUCGGGCCAUCCAGUUGGAGCCUGCAGAACCAGGCCAGGCAUGGGGCCGCCAGUCCCCCCGACGCCAGGAGGACUCAAGCAAUGGAGAACGCCGAGCAUGCUGGGCCUGGGGUCCCAGUUCCCCCAAGCCUGGGGAAGCCCAGAAUGGGAGGAGAAGGUCCCGCAUGGACGAAGCCACCUGGUACCUGGAUUCAGAUGACUCAUCCCCCUUAGGAUCUCCGUCCACACCCCCAGCACUCAAUGGUGAGUGGCCUUGUUGGCCCCCAGAAGACUCUUUGCUGCACUCUUUCUGCGGGUCGGCCAAGAGUCCCAGACGCGAGGAAGGGAGGCGCGGAAGCACUGUCUCACCCCCGCCAGGGAUAUCCCGCUCUGCUCCUGGCACCCCGGGCACCCCACGCUCACCGCCGCUGGGACUCAUCGGCCGACCUCGGCCCUCACCCCUUCGCAGCCGCAUUGACCCGUGGAGCUUCGUGUCAGCCGGACCACGGCCGUCGCCCCUGCCCUCGCCACAGCCCGCGCCCCGCCGGGCGCCCUGGACCUUGUUCCCAGACUCUGACCCCUUCUGGGACUCUCCACCUGCCAACCCCUUCCGGGGGCGGCCUCAGGACUGCAGGGCGCAGACCAAAGACAUGGGUGCCCAGGCCCCGUGGAUUCCGGAGGCAGGGCCGUGAGCGGACCAGCUGCCCCAGAGGAGCCACAGCACACACUGGAACCGGAGCCAGGUCAGCCGCUGGCGCUGCCUGGGCUUCCCCCAGGGACCCGCCCCCUUCGGGGGUCAGGAACACUACACUGCACAGGAAGCCUUCACACUGGAUGGGGGGCCUGCACCCCCCGCAUACCUGCAACCUGUGGGUCCCCUGACUCACCUGCCCCACUGGGGCUGACACUGUACCCAGCUGGUUAGGAGGACCAUAGCCUGUCUCAGGGAAUUGCCCCCAGGGGUGGCGCAGGGAGGAGGGGAGGUGCGAGGGAGAGGGGCCGGCCUCAGCUGUCACCAGCACUUUUGACCAAGUCCUGCUACUGUGGCCCCUGCCCCAGGGCUUAGUGCCUGAACCCCCUGCCCUGGGGGCCAUCGAGGGCCAGGGUUCUCUAGGUGCCUUCCUGCUGCCCCGGCCAGGGUUGGGGCCUCGGCCUCAGGAUCCAAUGAAGCCAAAUAAACUCCCCAAGCUAUCUCCCCAA
Messenger RNA from Myotis davidii, 2668 nucleotides. RefSeq names its product mitogen-activated protein kinase kinase kinase 11 (gene MAP3K11). Gene Ontology annotation, biological process: protein phosphorylation; positive regulation of apoptotic process; microtubule-based process. NCBI's taxonomy places the organism in Eukaryota, Metazoa, Chordata, Mammalia, Chiroptera, Vespertilionidae. The record is from RefSeq and is a predicted model, not a curated record. The coding region runs from base 1 to 2160 and encodes 719 amino acids. Gene Ontology annotation, cellular component: centrosome. The transcript has 10 exons. Gene Ontology annotation, molecular function: ATP binding; JUN kinase kinase kinase activity; protein binding.